AAUAAGUAGGAUGAAUACCCCCGUUCACGUUAAACAACUCAAACCUCAUCCACAUCAAAACAUCUUGAGAGAGAAAUGGCGAGACAUUUAGAAGAUAUAAUGAGCAUGGCGACAACAACACACCUCCAUGUUAGUUACCUUUUUCAUGUUGUGUUCUUGGCUCUAUUCAGCUGUUGUGUCCUCUCGGCUCUGUUACUCUCAUGUGCCGACGGAGCAUCCAGCGACAGCGACCUAGCCUAUUCCGGCAACACCCCUGAUGCGGGAGGUGCUGGCUGCGGUGGUGGUUGUGGAGAUUAAGAGUUCUUUCGUCUUCGUCAUGGACUACUUUUGUAUUGUGAUUUUUGUUGUCAGCUUUGGUAUAGAAGCUCUUUCCUUGUUUUUUUUCAAAAAUAUAAGAAUUGGUUGUGUGAAUGUAUUACUAAAGCAAACUUUUGUUUCUAAACCGGGUAAACCAAUCCAAAUCCCAUAUUGAAACCCAGGGGAGUAGAUUCAUAUCAUAAUCCAUAAAGAAACGUUGAAUGUCUCAUGGUCCUAAUAGGCCCCAACAAGUACACGACCAAGUUUCAGACAAGAGGAGAAUCAAAACCAAAAUUAAAAUAUGGAGUUACCAUCAAUUCUUUAUGGAUCCGGAAUCCGGAUCAACUGAUGGUUAACUGGAUUCUUUAGUGAAACGAGAACAAAAGCACGAACCAA
Molecule: messenger RNA, 693 nt
Organism: Brassica rapa (field mustard)
Lineage: Eukaryota; Viridiplantae; Streptophyta; Magnoliopsida; Brassicales; Brassicaceae
Source: RefSeq, a predicted model, not a curated record